AUGGAAUCCGCUACAUCCAUCCUACUGUUAUUAGCAGUCAUUUCAAUUUUCAUCCUCCUGAUAAAAUUUGCAGCCCAAAAGAAAAAGACAACAAUGAACCACAAAGUUCCUCCCACAGUUUCCUAUUCGUUGCCAAUAUUUGGACACGGCAUUUACAUUUGCUUCUAUCCCCGACAAUUCCUCAAACACUGCUAUUCAAAACAUGGCGACGUGUUUCAAGUAAAAAUAUUCUCCAGACUUGUCACCAUUGUCUGCAAUCGGGACCUAGUUUCAGAAAUUUGUAGUUCAAGUGAAACCGAACUCUCAUUUUAUAAUCAUUUGGAACGAACAUUCGUCGGGAUGGCAAACGGAUUAAAGAUAUCAACACGUGCCUCCAUCAUUCGAAAAGCUACCGUCAAAAUUGGCAGCCGCCAAAUGGGGUAUUCAAUCCUGCCCGAUGCUUAUGAAUUUGUCGACAGACUUAAAUUCCAAUCACAAAAUGCAAAGGACAAGAUCGAUCUGAAACUGGAGAUUUCUCGCUUUGUUAUCAAAGCAACGGCAUCCGCUCUCCUCGGGAUCGAGUUCACUGACGCAAUGGUGGAAGAAUUCAAAACUUAUGCGUCCCUACAAAACAUUUCGGCAAUGGCGACAAGAGCACUGCCCAUCCAGUUAGCGAGACUGUUGUUUAGUACAAGAUUAAAUAUGAGGAUGAAUCAUAUUUGGACAGCGUUGGAAAAGCAGAUUGCACUCUAUCGAGAAGAUUCGAGUCUCAGGGAGUCGCAAGUUUUGAGAGCUGCUGUCGACGCUGUCAAUGACCGAACCCAGUCUCCCUUGACGGAUCAUGAGAUCACCUGUGUCCUAAUGGGGCUGUUAUUCGCAAGUACUGGGAACACGUCGCUGUGCAUUUUGCAUACUAUUCUCGAAAUUUCAAAGAAUCCUGAAUGUCUAAAAAGAGUUUUAAAACUGGUCGAUCUGUCCUUUGAUUCCGGAGAUGUGACAGAUAUCCUAAAUUCGGAUUAUUUGCACUACUGCAUCCUUGAAGCAGCACGAUUGAAUACGAAUAUUAUUCUGGUGGAGAGGAUGCCUGAGCAGAAAAAAUACAUUGGAAACUACUACGUCGGGCAUUGUGACCUCGUCGCAAUUGCAGGAACACUAAAUCAUGUUGAUGGCUCUGCGCAACAAUCGUUCCUCCACCCACACGAUUUUAAUCCCGACCGUUAUGUGGAAAAUCAGCAACUUCAAUCUCAAGUUAUGAGUUGGGGAGCUGGAGGACACGCAUGCAGUGGACGACUUUUUGCAAUAGUCAUGACAAAACUGCUGGUGGCAAAUUUUCUGAAGAACUUUUCACUGAAUUUGAGGAGUACGAGCGUGUCUAAACCUAAUUUUAGAUAUCCAACAGCAUUUGUGGAUUUAAAAGUAUUGGCAAAACUUGAUGAGAGGAAUAUAGAGUAG
This is a messenger RNA of Folsomia candida, 1431 nucleotides long. RefSeq names its product lanosterol 14-alpha demethylase. Lineage: Eukaryota; Metazoa; Arthropoda; Collembola; Entomobryomorpha; Isotomidae. The record is from RefSeq and is a predicted model, not a curated record. The transcript has 3 exons. Gene Ontology annotation, molecular function: oxidoreductase activity, acting on paired donors, with incorporation or reduction of molecular oxygen; heme binding; iron ion binding. Bases 1 to 1431 code for a protein of 476 amino acids.